AUGACAGGAACCUGGGACAAACAUCCAUUUCUUUCUCGCUCACGGAGACCUUCUGCGUUCUGUCUCUUGCAUCAUCCCCACAUCACCCUUCAAGUUCCAGCAUCAUGGAACCUUGGUAGACACCAUGACACCCUUGCGCUAUCUUGUGCAAGCUUGGAUGCCAAGAUUUUUUUAGACGUGCACGCCGGCCUGAUUUCUGACGUGCCUCUGACCUCGGAAAAGCGGUACUCGAUGGUUCAACCAGCUGUCAAAGCUAUCAGCUUGCACAUCAUCAUGCACAGACACACCGUUCGUUUCGCUGAAACCUCGAAACUUUCCCAGCUUGCAGCCCAAGUCAAGAAACCAUCAGAGGCAGCCCAAGGAGCCACUUUAGGUGAUGCAUCUUGUUGCAUCAAUCGUAUGGGGAAUGCUGAUGAGGCAGCUUGGGUAAAGCGGUUGGUAAUAAGGUUGGUUUAG
Messenger RNA from Seminavis robusta, 456 nucleotides. NCBI's taxonomy places the organism in Eukaryota, Bacillariophyta, Bacillariophyceae, Naviculales, Naviculaceae. The record is from the annotation of a GenBank genome assembly.